GUUAUAUCAAGCAAUUGCAAAUAAUUAAAGUUAAAUUUUUAAGAUUGUUUUGUCAGACAGGCGCUGAUCAUAAAGUUUAUACUUUUUCUUACCUGUAUUCAAACGAAAUAUAUCCUUAAAGGAAAAAAAGAUAGGACAAUAAGCAAAAUGUGCAUGUGUUCUUUUUUAUAAGAAGGGGAUGAUUUCUUUACUUGGCUUUUUCGGGAUCUUUAUGAACAUCAAACAAAUAUUUUUUAUAUAUAUGAGGACGGAUUAUUAAAAGUUAUCAAGUGAUUGACUGCUGACUAGUCCAAUUAUAGUGUAAUUAAAAAAGUAAACAAUUAAGAACGAACAUUUUUUGAGAUUAAAAACAAAAAAUUUAAAUGGCAACAACGAGAGCAUCACUCAAAUUGCCCGUAAAUCCAAAACAACAGCAAGGAAUUACAGCAAAAAGGAAGGCAGAAGCCAGUCCGGGAAAGAAUGAACGGAUCAAAAGGUGUGCAUUGACAAAUCUUACAAAUAAUUUGAUUCGAAAUGAAAACGAUGAGAAUUUAAAGAAAGUGACAGUAUUUGGUAAUAAGGAUGAUAAUCAAAAUCAAGCAAAUAUACAGCCAAUAAGUUAUCGAACAAGAGCAUCAGUCGCUGCUUCACAUGUGCAACCAAUAUUACAACUCAAGCCUCAAAUUAAAGUCCCAAAGAAAGUUAAAAAUGAUCAUAAAAUUGACGUAGAAAAUGUUAUUUUAAAGGAUAAGGAAGUGAAAAGUAAGACUAACGCAAAUGUAAACGUAGACAAAUCAAAACGAUCAAUAAGUACACGCCGAAUUUCUAAUGAUUUUGAAAAGACUGAAGAGAGCCUUUAUGUCUCUGCACUCGAAGAUAUUUCAUCGGAUGCAUCAAGACUCUCGCAUAAUAGAACAAAGAAUUUACCAAGCAGUGCCAGUAGCCUUAAUUCAACAGUUACCUCAUCUCAGGCAUCAAUCUUUACCACAGCAUCUGAUACCUCAGUUGAUACAGAUAUUUAUGAGGAUGCUAUUAGCCGGAAAUUACCAAAAGGCAUUCAGCAUUUUGACCGUGAACAUUGGAACGAUCCAUUCCAGGUGUCGCAUUAUGCAAUGGAUAUAUUCGAAUAUCUUAAGCACCAAGAAGCUAAAUAUCAAAUUAAAGACUAUAUGAGCCAACAGCCAGAAAUCACAAAAUGGAUGCGAUGCUUACUUGUUGACUGGAUGGUCGAAGUACAAGAAAGCUUUGAAUUGAACCACGAAACUUUAUAUCUUGCAAUUAAAAUCGUUGAUACAUAUCUUGGGCAUCAACGAGUAUCGAAAGACUCUCUGCAAUUACUUGGUGCUGCUUCCUUGUUAAUUGCUUGUAAAUAUGAUGAACGUACACCUCCUCUUGUCGAUGACUUUUUGUUUAUAUGUGAUGGGGCUUAUAAAAGAAAUCAAUUGCUUAAAAUGGAAACGAAUGUUUUUCGAGCAAUCCGAUAUGAUUUAGGAUUUCCGCUCUCAUACAGAUUUUUACGUCGUUACGCUCGGUGUGGAAAGGUAUCAAUGGUGACUUUAACGCUUGCUAGAUAUAUCCUCGAAUACUCGCUAAUGGAUUACUCAACUAUUCAAUUGUCGGAUACAAAAAUGGCAUGUGCUGCUUUAUUUAUGUCUCUUCGUAUGAAUAAUUGCGAGGGAUGGAAUGAAGUUUUAGAAUAUUACUCAGGUUAUCGAUUAAUGGAUUUUGCUCCAAUCGUUGUGCUGCUCAAUACAAUUUUACACAAGAAACCAAAGGAAACAUUAAGUACUGUAAGGAACAAAUACUCUCACAAGAUUUUUCAUCAAGUCACAAAAAUUCCACUUUUGGAUAUCAAUAAACUAUUUGAGAAUUUUCCGGACGUAACACAGAACUUUACACUUACGAAUCUCACUUAUCAGUCUGUCAUCGCUUCGUGCUCGUCGUCAACGUCAAGUAAUGAGAACAGUAAGGAGUCAGCAUUGUAUAGGAAUGCAAAGGAACAAAAAAUAGAAACAAAAUCAAUACCAUUGCCACAAAUUCGUUGAAAUUGGUGAGCUAAUGUUGUAUUAUUUAUAAUAUUAUAUUUUUUAAUAAUGUUUUUAUAUAAUAAUGUGUUUCGUUGUUUCUUCUUUAUUUUUUACAAGAGACUUUAAUUUCUAGAAAUUCUUCUAUUAUUUAAUUUCCAAUUUCAUUUAUUUCUUACGAAACCCGAUACUGUUUAUUUUAUUAUUUUUCAUUUUUAUAAUCCAUAAUUCAAGAAAAGUAUGCUUAAAAAAUUGACAAAUCUAUUGUUGUGGAACUCAAGUACUUUUUAUUAUUUUUUUAUUCAACUUUCUAUCUUUUAUGCUACCUUCAACUCCGAUUUAUAGUUCGAUAGAUAUUUAGCAUGUUAAUAAACAAUAAUUUCGAGUUUUCUCGUUAAAGAGGAAAUGAGAAAAAAGUGAGACUUUCAUAUGAUCUCAAAAAUGUAGUCACUUUACAAUGCAAUCAGUGAAAAACAAUGUUCAAUUCAAUAGAGCGCAUUUUUGCAAGAAUUAAAAAGAUAGAAAAAAUUAGAUUUAAGUAACGGAUUUCUGAAAUUCAAAAUUGUAAAAAAUAACGGUUUUUGACGAGUCACAUUAGAAACAUUUUUGUGGCAAUUAUAUUAGAGUACAAAAAUGUUAAGUAGUUUAGAUUAGAAUAGAAAUUACGUCGACAAUGUAGAAAAAAAAAUAAAUUAAAAACUUGCAAAAUUGCGCUCGAAAAUGUAGAGGAAGUAAAAUCCACUCUAAUUAAGUAUGAAUAUAAAGAAAUGUAAAUAUGAUUCCUAAACUUUGCAUUGUAAAGUCGUAAGAAAAUAGAAAAUGACUUGUUUCGUGAAAUAAUUCUUCAUUUUUAUUUAAUUUAGGCAGUGUUUUUAAUUUAAUUACAUUAAUUUACGUUCAGCAUAUUUACAAAUCUUUUCAUUAUUAUUAAUUUUUCUCGAUAAAAACCUAU
This is a messenger RNA of Chironomus riparius, 2955 nucleotides long. Lineage: Eukaryota; Metazoa; Arthropoda; Insecta; Diptera; Chironomidae. The record is from the annotation of a GenBank genome assembly.